This is a messenger RNA of Acomys russatus (golden spiny mouse), 1212 nucleotides long. RefSeq names its product eukaryotic translation initiation factor 5A2 (gene Eif5a2). Gene Ontology annotation, molecular function: ribosome binding; translation elongation factor activity; RNA binding. Gene Ontology annotation, biological process: positive regulation of translational termination; positive regulation of translational elongation. NCBI's taxonomy places the organism in Eukaryota, Metazoa, Chordata, Mammalia, Rodentia, Muridae. The transcript has 5 exons. The record is from RefSeq and is a predicted model, not a curated record. Bases 159 to 620 code for a protein of 153 amino acids.
GGGAGCCGGGUGUGGGAAGCGUGGCGGCCCCGCCCCGUCUCCUGGACUAGCCGCGGCCGCCAGCGCCGCCGCAGCCGCAGGGACCGGCGGACGCAGCAAAGGCUUGCGGUGCGGGCCGGAAGUUCCCUCAGGAAAACCACACAUCUCCGCAGCCCACCAUGGCAGACGAAAUUGAUUUCACUACUGGAGACGCAGGGGCUUCUAGCACUUACCCUAUGCAGUGCUCAGCCCUGCGCAAAAACGGCUUCGUGGUGCUCAAAGGACGACCAUGCAAAAUCGUGGAGAUGUCAACUUCCAAGACUGGAAAGCAUGGUCACGCCAAGGUACACCUUGUUGGAAUUGAUAUUUUCACUGGCAAAAAAUAUGAGGAUAUUUGCCCUUCUACUCACAACAUGGAUGUCCCGAACAUUAAGAGAAAUGAUUAUCAACUCAUAUGCAUUCAGGACGGCUACCUCUCCCUGCUGACAGAAACUGGUGAAGUCCGGGAGGAUCUUAAACUGCCAGAAGGUGAACUGGGAAAAGAAAUAGAAGGGAAAUACAAUGCAGGUGAAGACGUGCAGGUGUCUGUCAUGUGUGCCAUGAGCGAGGAGUAUGCUGUGGCCAUAAAGCCCUGCAAGUAGGACCGUCCACACAAGCAAGUCCACUAGGUCUGCAUCUAGCCGUUCCAAAGCUAUGGCCUUCACAAGCAACCUCAUGUUUUAUGUUUUUAUUGUUUUUAAAUUGUGCUAGCUUCAUUUUGCAGGCAGUUAGUAACUUUAAGAGAACAUAUCAAGAUGUAUAAUUUUGUAAGUAUCUUUCCUGUUACUUUCCUGUGGUUUUCAUUGUGUGACCAUAAGAAACAGAUACAACAGCUUCAGUCAAUGUCACUGUCUGAGCAAAUCACUCCUGAACUUAUGUGGUUAACAAACCAGGGUUUUAAAUCGACAAUGUAGCAUUUAGUGGAAUGGAAAUAUCAUGCAUUUUAGUUGAACUGCUCUGUGCUAAUUUCAGACUUAAUAUCUAGAAUUCAUAGAUUAUUAAAUGGAAUUGUCAAAGCUCCAGGCUCUGUGUGGCAAACUUGCAUCCUGAAACUAAACUCUUGUUAUCAAUAAGUGUCAUUAUCUUGGUGGCCAGGUGUCCCAUGUAUUACCUCUAUCAUGGUUUUCUUUGCCAGAUUGGUGACAGAGCUCCAUUGUGGUGUGUGUGCGUGUGUGUGUGUGUGUGUGUGUGUGU